ACUCUCUGCCAUUGUUGAUAGGCGAUGUCUGUUUUCUCGCUCUCUCUUUCUCUCCCACCCUUUCUGCUCAGCAAGGAAAUCUCUAACCGGUGACUCGCUGCUUCCCUAUUCAUCUCCCUCUAUAUGUAUCUCUAUCUCUCUCCCUCGCAUUCCCUCAGUCUUUUUCUGCUCGUGUCAUGCUUUGUGAUAUGAGGCAGGGAUCAUUGAGUGUGUGUGAGCUCCGUCUCUGCUGCAGUAUCCUGGGUCUCUGUUUGACAGAGAGACUGUGAGCUCCUGCUACUACCCCUGCAAGGAGCACUUUAGGUGGGGGAAUAUCACAUCCAGAGAGGGGGUCCUCUGGAGCAGAGACAGCAGUCCCAGGACAGAACAGACAGACAGAGACAACUGUGGACUGAAGAGGAACAAAAGAAGAGAUCAAGAAGAGAGCAUAUUUCUGCCUUUCAUGUUUUGUGUUGUGAGAAACGAAGGGAGAUAAGAGGGGAGGAAAGGAGGGAAGAGGGCGUACUCCUGAGGUACAAGGAUCCCAGGAGGUUUUGGCAAGGGGGCGAGGGGUCUACAGGAAGAGGGUCAAGACUGAAAAGGACACAGGGUUUUAACUGAGAUCAAAGACAAGCAGGACAAAAAGAGAGUUAUAAAACGAGUGAAGUGUGAAGGAGAGGUAGCGGUGUUCGCUCAGUCUGACGAGUUGGAGAUGGUCUCGAGGGGGUCGUGGUGAGAAUGGGGGGGGUGUGCUAACCAGGUGAAGACUGGUCUGUGAGGAAGAAGAAGAGGACAGGAGGUCUCUAGUUGAGGCAGUUUGGUCAUUUUACCUGGUUUACUUCAGUCAGUCUACAGGACCCCAUCAUGGCAGUCCAACUCAUGCCCGAAUCAGCCGUCUGUCUGCUUAUGAUGACAGAGGGGAGGCGAUGUCAGGUCCAUCUCCUGGACGACAGGAAGCUGGAGCUCCUCGUACAGCCCAAGUUGAUGGCCAAGGACCUGUUAGAUCUGGUGGCCUCCCACUUCAACCUGAAGGAGAAGGAAUACUUUGGGAUCUCCUACACAGACGAAACGGGUCAUUUCAGCUGGCUGCAGUUGGACCGGAGGGUUCUAGAACACGAGUUCCCCAAGAAGUCUGGACCCAUCGUCCUAUACUUCUGUGUCAGGUUUUACAUAGAGAGUAUUUCCUACCUGAAGGACAAUGCUACUAUCGAACUCUUCUUCCUCAAUGCUAAGUCCUGCAUAUACAAGGAGCUCAUUGAGGUGGACAGUGAGGUGGUCUUUGAGCUGGCCUCCUAUAUCCUACAGGAGGCUAAAGGUGACUUCAUCAGUAAUGAAGUGACAAGGUCAGACCUGAAGAAGCUUCCAGCUUUGCCGACUCAGGCCCUGAAGGAACACCCAUCUCUGGCCUACUGUGAGGACCGGGUGAUAGAACACUACAAGAAGCUCAAUGGACAGUCCAGAGGGCAGGCCAUAGUCAAUUAUAUGAGCAUCGCUGAGUCGCUACCUACAUAUGGAGUACAUUACUACACUGUUAAGGAUAAGCAGGGAAUUCCGUGGUGGCUGGGACUGAGUUAUAAAGGAAUCUUCCAGUAUGACUACCAAGACAAGGUCAAACCCAGGAAGGUGUUCCAAUGGCGUCAGCUGGAGAACCUCUACUUCAGAGAGAAGAAGUUCUCAGUGGAAGUUCACGACCCCAGGAGUAGGGCGUCGGUGACCAGAAGGACGUUUGGCCACAGUGGUAUAGCUGUCCACACCUGGUACGCCUGCCCUGCUCUCAUUAAGUCUAUCUGGGCCAUGGCCAUCAGCCAACACCAGUUCUACCUGGACCGCAAGCAAAGCAAGUCUAAGAUCCAUGCGGCUCGUAGUCUCAGUGAGAUAGCCAUCGACCUGACAGAGACUGGCACUCUGAAGACAUCUAAACUGGCCAACAUGGGCAGCAAGGGCAAGAUCAUCAGUGGCAGCUCUGGCAGUCUGCUCUCCUCAGGUUCCCAGGAGUCGGACAGUUCUCAGACAGCUAAGAAAGACAUGCUGGCAGCCCUGAGGGCCAGACAGGAGGCUCUGGAGGAGACUCUCAAACAAAGAUUAGAGGACCUCAAGAACAUCUGUAUCAGAGAGGCGGAAUUGACAGGGAAGCUGCCUAAGGAGUAUCCAUUGGAUCCAGGGGAGGAGCCUCCGACGGUCAGAAGGAAGAUUGGCACUGCCUUCAAACUGGACGAACACAAGAUCCUGCCUAAAGGAGAGGAGGAGGAGCUAGAGCGUCUAGAAAGGGAGUUUGCCAUCCAAUCCCAGAUCACGGAGGCUGCGAGGCGUCUGGCCAGCGAUCCGCACGUGAGCAGUAAGAAGCUGAAAAAACAGAGGAAGACGUCGUACCUGAACGCGCUGAAGAAACUCCAGGAGAUAGAGAACGCCAUCAACGAACACCGUGUCCGCUCUGGAAAGAAACCCACGCAACGCGCUUCGCUUAUCAUAGAGGAGGCCAACAUCGGCUCAGAGGACAGCUCUCUGUCUGACGCUCUGGUCCUAGACGACGAUGACCCCCAGAUGACAGGGACCCCCACCUUCUCUCCGGCAGCGUCUCCCCAUAAGGGCCUCCCUCCCCGGCCUCCCUCCCACAGCCGGCCCCCUCCCCCCCAGUCUCUAGAUGGCCUCAGCCACCUGCACUACUCUCACUCCGAAUACGACAAGUCCCCCAUCAAACCCAAGAUGUGGAGCGAGUCCUCGCUGGACGAACCCUAUGAGAGGGUCAAGAAACGCUCUUCACACUCCAAUCACAGGCGGUUACCCGGCUCUGGUAGUUGUGCGGAGGCAGGAGGCAGUAACUCUCUGCAGAGUAGCCCCAUCAGGAGUGUUCCUCACUGGAGCCCCCAGUCCAGCAUGCCCUCCACCCCCGACCUGAGGAACAGGACCCCUCACUACGUACACUCCACCAGGUCUGUGGACAUCAGUCCCACCCAUCUUCACAGUCUGGUUCAGCACUUUAGGAACCGCAGCUCCAGCCUGGAAUCUCAGGGCAAGCUACUGGCCUCCGACCCCGACACACACACUCACACACACACCCUGGGAGCCCCGGGCAGCCCUGACAUCUUCCUGGCCCCGGGGACUCGCAGCUCCAACGGCUCGGACCCGCUGGAUGACUGUUCGUCCUGUACCUCCCAGAGCAGCUCAGAACACUACUAUCCUGGGGUAGCUCCAGGCUCCAACCCAAACUACUCCACCCUAGGAGAGGACUCCCCUUCCAAAGCCAGGCAGAGACAGAGACAGAGACAGAGGCACAGGUCUGCAGGUCACCUUGGUUCCUCUAACUCUGGCUCCAUGCCCAACCUUGCAGCCAAGAACGGUUCAGGGUGCGGUGGUACGGGGGGGGCAGGGACUGGGUCAGGGCACCACGGGGUGUACCUCCACAGCCAGAGCCAGCCCUCGUCCCAGUACCGGAUUAAAGAGUACCCCCUGUACGUAGAGGGAAGCCCCAACCCGGUGGUGGUGCGCAGCCUGGAGAGUGACCAGGAGGGCCACUACAGUGUCAAGGCCCAGUUCAAAACCUCCAGCUCCUACACAGCCGGGGGCCUCUACAAGGAGACCUGGGGGGGUGAGGAGGGGGGAGAGGGGAGCAGCAGACUCACCCCGUCCCGCUCCCAGAUCGUACGGACUCCCUCACUGGGUCGAGAGGGGGGAGGAGGGGGGAGGGCGGUGGUGACAGAUGAGUUGAGGUGUUGGUACCAGCGCUCUACGGGCAGUGUAAAGGAGAGGAGUCACUCCGGCUCCAACACGUCGGACAGCGGCUCGCUGCAAGGCACACUGGGACUCGGACGAGGGAGCAGGGUGGGGACGCUCGCCAAGGGAUCACCAGCGUCCCCUCACAGCCCGAGGAGUGGGACUCCCUCUAGUGAACAGGCCGCAACACCCACGCCCCCCUGCAGCCCACAACACAUCCUCAACUGGCAGAGCGGGUCAUUCAAUGAUAGUUGUUUUCUCAGCAGUCCUCUGUGUUCAGAGCUGGCAGAUGUCCAGUGGUACGGACACGACAAGGCCAAACCUGGAACCCUGGUCUGACCUACUGACCACCACCCAACACCUACUGACCCUCAACACUGACCCUUACUGCCUCCACCAACCUCUCCUCUAGCCCUGACUAGACUGGCCUCAUCAUGGACAGGAAACCCUCCUCCAUCCCUCCCUUUGUCCAUCUUUCCCUUUAUCAUUUGAUGUGCAUAUCAAGCUUGGUUGAGCUGGGGUUUAUAGGAAGGACAUGUCCAACUGGGCAGGACUAUUGCUGUGGAACAGCCAAACAGAGCCGCUGAAUGAUCGUGAACUCUGACCUUUAAUCCCUGACCCUGCUUCAGUCUGAGCCCCAGGGAGACCAGGAGUGGGAAAGGGGGGAGGUGGGGGGGAAAGAGCACACACACAACCUCCUGCCCAGACUACACGGCCCUCAGGCCCUGACUUAUAUCUACCCCUGACCCCAGUGUGUUGCCAGUCAAUCAGAGGAUACCUGCAAGAUGAAAUGUGUUUUGGCUCAUAUUCUGGGCCUGUGUGUGUACGCUGGAUCUGCUAGGUUAAUUUCAUUGUUGAAGUCUUUGUUUAUUUCUCUGUAUCGUUUUGUACAAAAAAGUGAAAAUAUUGCUUGGGAGAGACUCAAUUACUUUUUCACCCUUUAGGAAAAUUGCAGAGCAGAUUAUUGGAGAAUUCUAGAUCAUCUGAAAGACAAACGUACAAACAUUCCCAACAAUUAUAAUCCCAAUCCCAACUAUCUAUCCCACAACCAAAGAUCCACCUGACUGACCAAUGGCACCAGUCCCAUGGACACACUGGGAACACUGGUUUAUCAUACUGGAAGUUACACCCCACAUACUGGGAGUUCUCAGAGGAACUGAAAGACUGGUCAAUUCUACUGGGAUCCUGCUGGGAGUUCUGACCACAUCUAUUGGGAUGUCAGUCAUCUGAAUUGGGAGUGUACAACAGCCAGCCAGACUGAUCGACUAGUCUCUGGUACUAGGACGAUCCACACUGCUACUGAGCAGUGAGCUCCUAGACUUGGAUGUUUUGCCACUAUGCUGGGGCACUGUGCUCAGCUGUACUGGGAGAUUAUGGGCGGACUGGGGGCCCUGCACAGCCAGACCCCAGACAGACAGGGACAGACUGGGGGCCCUGCACAGCCAGACCAGAGACAGACAGGGACGGAAUGGGGGCCCUACACAGCCAGACCAGAGACAGACAGGGACAGACUGGGGGCCACAGACACUUCUUCAGGGUUUGGGUCCUGGAGAGCCAGAAUAUGCUAGGAAUCUCUUGCUUAAAGCUAAUGUCUUGAGUUUGGGUGAAACUGUAGCUAUGUGUGUAGUAGUUUUGGGUUGAAUUGGAAUUAAGACCACAUGUAGUUUUGUGGGUUUAUAUCCAAACAUAUCUACAGGCUUUCGGUGGUCUAUUUCAUCUGGCUCCUCCCCUUCAUUUGACUUUCUGGUGAGAGGUGAACGCUGAUUGGAUGUUUAGGGCUGUGUGGAGCUGUCAAUCACACAGUUGUAGCGAAGGGCACACACCUCCCUCACUGUCGAGCUGUGCAUAUGAUGAGAUUGGUGAGAUACUAAACACUUCUCCAUGCGUUGUGACAUCAUAUACCUGACUGUCUGUGCAGUCCUGGGUUAAAAAACGGGAUGCAACCCAUGUUUAAGGACCAGUCUGUCUGUGUGACGUCAAUCUGUCAGUCUGUCUGUCUGUCCAACCCCAAGAUUGGUCAUUGUCUCAGACACCAGUGUAUUAUAUUUGUGGGUUCAUAUUUAGAUAAAGCAUGAGACCUGUAAACUCCAGAGGGUCCUCAUUUGUACAGGUCAUUAUCUCAGGCUAUGCUCGCUCUGCCUAAUAUCUAUCAACCGGUCAGAACACACACACAUUAUUUUCUCAGUGGUGCCAUCUAUGUCUGUACUCUAACCCAGCACUGAAAACCAGGGGCGCUACUUUCACGGGGGGGACACAUUCUGAAAUUGCAUUUGUCACAGUUUUAUCAUUGGAAUGUGAUACAAAACUAGGCAUGGGUGUGCUUUAGGACCAUGCGGACGCCUUCGAGCGGUCGGUUAGACUGUUUGGAAUGUUAAUAAUAAUAAUAAUAUGUCCCCCCCACUUCUUAAACCAAAGUCGCGCCCCUGCUGAAAACAGCCGCUCACUAAAACUACAAACCAUAUAACUACAAAUCCCACAGGGCCCAGUUCCUAGUCUAGCAGAGGAAGUGUCUGCUGUAUAGAGAUCCUGCUUCCCAGAGCCAAAUGAACAGCAGGAAGAGGUUUAUACACCAAUCAGAGAGAUGUUAAGUAUUCAAUCUAAGUUUUGAUACCAGAGCACAACAUACACAGUUAAACACAAUAUAUGAAAACUAUGGGCUCCCGAGUGGCGCGGCGGUCUAAGACACUGCAUCUCAGUGCAAGAGGUGUCACUACAGUCCCUGGUUUGAAUCCAGGCUGUAUCACAUCCGGCAAUGAUUGGGAGUUCCAUAGGGAGGUGCACAAUUGGCCCGGGGUAGGCCGUCAUUGUAAAUAAGAAUUUGUUCUUAACUGACUUGCCUAGUUGUUUUAUAUAUAAACUAUAGGCCUAUAAUAUACAGAACCAGUUUUCAUCUAGUUCUCCUAAUGACUUUUUGAUACAUAUAAGGGGAUUAAGAACAUCUGCAUAACAACACAUUCAUGGUGUAAGAGUAAAUCCAGACUUAAUAUAAAAAACACACACACAUCUAGUAUCGAAAUAAUGUCACACCAGAAUCAAACAGGGUGUUUAUAUUAUCGUGCUUCUAUAAAUACACUGAACAAAAAUAUAAAUACAACAUGUAAAGUGUUGGUUCCUUGUUUCAUGAGCUGAAAUAAAAGAUCCCAGAAAUGUUCCAUAUGCACAAAAAGCUUAUUUCUCUCAAAUGUUGUUCACCAAUGUGUUUAUAUCCCUGUUAGUGAGCAUUUCUCCUUUGCCAAGAUAAUCCAUCCACCUGACAGGUGUGGCAUAUCAAGAAGCUGAUUAAACAGCAUGACCAUUACACAGGUGCACCUUGUGCUGGGGACAAUAAAAGGCCACUCUAAAAUGUGUAAUUUUGUCACACACCACAAUGCCACAGAUGUCUCAAGUUUUGAGGGAGCAUUCAAUUGGCAUGCUGAAUGCAGGAAUGUCCACCAGCACUGUUGCCAGAUAAUUUUAUGUUCAUUUCUCUACGAUAAGCCGCUUCCAACGUUGUUUUAGAGAAUCUGGCGGCACGUCCAACUGGCCUCACAACCGCAGACCACGUGUAUGGCGUCUUAUGGGAAAGCAGUUUGCUGAUGUCAUUAUUGUGAACAGAGUGCCCCAUGGGGGCGGUGAGAUUAUGGUAUGGGAAGGCAUAAACUACGGAUAACGAACACAAUUGCAUUUUAUCAAUGGUCAUUUAAAUGCACAGAGAUCCCGUGACGAGAUCCUGAGGCCCAUUGUCGUGCCAUUCAUCCACCGCCAUCACCUCAUGUUUCAGCAUGAUAAUGCACGGCCCAGUGUGGCACAGAUCUGUACACAAUUCCUGGAAGCUGAAUAUGUCCCAGUUCUUCCAUGGCCUGCCUACUCACCAAAUAUGUCACCCAUUGAGAAUGUUUGGGAUGAUCUGGAUCGACGUGUAUGACAGUGUUCCAGUUCCCGCCAAUAUCCAGCAACAUCGCACAUCCAUUGAAGAGGAGUGGGACAACAUUCAAAGGCCACAAUCAACAGCCUGUUCAACUCUAUGCUAAGGAGAUGUGUUGCGCUGCUUGAGGCAAAUGCUGGUCACACCAGAUACUGACUUGUUUUCUGAUCCACGCCCAUGCCUUUUUUUUAAGGUGUCUGUGACCAACAAAUGCACAUCUGUAUUCCCAGUCAUGUGAAAUGAAUAGAUUAGGACCUAAUGCAUUUAUUUAAAUGGGCUAAUUUCCUUAUAUGAACUGUAACUCAGUAAAAUCUUUGAAAUUGUUGCAUGUUGCAUUUAUAUUUUUGUUCAGUAUAGAUGAUGUCAUCAAUGAACUCUGAACUUUGACAUUGGUUUAGUAAGUGAGGCCAUCAGCGUAUCCCGCGGUAACAGGGCUGUGACACAGCGAGAAGUUAUAGCCAUACCCUUGAACCCCUACAUUUAAUUUCUAGAUUCCAUACACCUCUUGCUUAUGUAGACCGACACAUAGACCAACUCUUGUUACAAGCAAAUUCUAAAACAAGUAUUUUAAAGCACACCUUAUGGUUUUGUACUGGGGAAAAGAAACCUUUGCCUAACAUUGUUGUAAUGCUGUAAGUGGACAGUCGUUAUUGUGUGUACAAAAACCCAAACAAAACAAUUCAUUGCGGUCUCUCAAGCACAUGUAUGCCUGUGCUUUGUACAGGGUUUAUAUCCUCCAUUGAAUCUAAAAAAAAACACAAAUAUAAAAUAUGGUUUAAAGGUUGCACAAAAUCUUACCCUGUCAGAUUAGUUGAACUUGUACCAUGCAGCAUGGUGGACCUAAAAUUCCUUCCGUUUGUAGGAGUUUUACGGCCCCCUCCCCAACCCUGCCACACUACAAGGUGUCCUGGUAAAAUGCUGUGUUUUUUAUGAACAUUGACCUCUCCUGUAGUUCACCUCCUGAGAAUCACUGGGGAACUGCAUUCUGCCAUCAGCUAUGCUAUGCUAAGGCUUGUUAGCCUGUCCAUUCCCACUGAAUGAGCCACCUCUGCUAGCUCACACCAUACCAUGCAUGCUCCGUGGUUCCCGAAACAAACAAAAAGGAACAAAUAUACCCAAAACAUGAGCAGUCCAUGUGGUAAGACCAUCCCUCUCCCCUCACCUUUUCCUCCUAAACAGAGAAGCAUUCCUGUAUCCAUGACAACACCCAGUUUGACCUUUGACUCCUAACCCCUGUGGUAAUCUCUGACCUCUGAGCCCAAUGUGACGCUGUGUGUUGUACCCUCUUCUAUAGCCCCCCCUAUGCCCAUACUGUCUGUACCCCCUACGCCCAUACUGUCUGUACCCCCUACGCCCAUACUGCCUGUACUCCCUACGCCCAUACUGUCUGUACUCCCUACGCUCAUACUGUCUGUACCCACUACGCCCAUACUGUCUGUACUCCCUACGCCCAUACUGUCUGUACCCCCUACGCCCAUACUGUCUGUACUCCCUACGCCCAUACUGUCUGUACUCCAUAGGAACAUAAAACAUUUUUAUAGUUAAAGAAGAUUAAACUAACUAUUUUAUCAACCUCUUUCCUGUACAUGCUGUACGGAGGGGCACUGUAAGCCUAUGUGGAGUUUCUAACAUUGUUUAACCUCUGUUUCUUUUUUUCUUUUUCAAGUUCUGACAUAGUAAGAAUCCUUUCAGGUGCUACAUGAUGACCAGUUACUGCUUUUUGUCACAUAGGAUAUAGACUCUCCUCAUUGUUGUCAAUAGUUUUAAUACCAGUAGUGCAGAAUGGAAACCGUUCCUUUAGGCACCAGUUCAGUAAGACACCACUCCACCAGACCAUAGAGCAUGUAACAUGAUUUGAUUUGUUCUCUUCAACGUUAACCUGACAAAAAGGUGUUGUAGGAAAAAAACGAUGUGGAAUUCACACAAAAAAAGACAGAAUUCAACAGUUAAUUUAUUAUUUUUUCUAUUAAGAAUUUGUAUAGUAACUGUACAUUUUUCUAAAUGGUGUUGUUGGAAACUAAUGAUGAAAUGUCCAGAUGAGAAGACUUGGUGGUUAUUGAGAUUAGGAAAAUAAAUUAUUGCUGAAUGUUCUCAA
Messenger RNA from Salvelinus fontinalis (brook trout), 9689 nucleotides. RefSeq names its product FERM domain-containing protein 4A-like. Bases 844 to 4029 code for a protein of 1061 amino acids. Lineage: Eukaryota; Metazoa; Chordata; Actinopteri; Salmoniformes; Salmonidae. The transcript has 24 exons. The record is from RefSeq and is a predicted model, not a curated record. Gene Ontology annotation, biological process: establishment of epithelial cell polarity. Gene Ontology annotation, cellular component: cytoskeleton; adherens junction; bicellular tight junction.